Messenger RNA from Entamoeba nuttalli P19, 921 nucleotides. Its product is annotated as Ulp1 protease family, C-terminal catalytic domain containing protein. Lineage: Eukaryota; Evosea; Mastigamoebida; Endamoebidae. The transcript has a single exon. Gene Ontology annotation, molecular function: cysteine-type peptidase activity. Gene Ontology annotation, biological process: proteolysis. The coding region runs from base 1 to 921 and encodes 306 amino acids. The record is from RefSeq and is a predicted model, not a curated record.
AUGAAUAUUAGUGUAUCAACUGAAUUUACAGAACAUGAACAAAAUAUAUUAAAAAAAAGAUUAAUGUUUAAUGACAAUGUUCUUAAUUUUUAUUUAGAAUACCUUGAAAAGAAAUAUGGAGAUAAAUCAGUAUGUGUUUUAUCAACAUUUUUCUUUGAAAAUAUGAGAAGAGCAAAUGAUCCAAAUGUUGAUAAAGAAGGUCAAUUUUAUCACUGUUCUAGAUGGUUUAGUAAAAAAGAUUUAGAAUUAAAAGACCUUGAAUAUAUUAUAAUUCCAAUUAACGUAGAAAGACAUUGGACAUUAUUAAUUUAUUGUCUUCAAAGUGAUAGAAUGUUAAAAGGAGGUAAAAGAAAAUUUUGUGAAGAAUAUGAAUUUGAUCAACGAUUAAAUUUAUUAAAUGAACAAAUAAAAAUGCUUGCACAAGAAGUUCAAAUGAAUUUAUCAUCAGUUGAUGAAAAUAAUAUAAUAAGUGAACAUAAAUACAAUGAAUGUAUUUUAUUAAUAAAUAAAAUGAAAGAAUUAAUUAAUCAUUUUGAAAUUACUGAAUUUGAAGAAGAAAAUAAAAGGAUUAAUGAAGAUAUUCCAUUAAAUGAAAUAGCUCCAUGUGUUUUAAACUUAGACUCAUUAAAUAUAAGUAAUACACCAAAAUUUUUAUCUUAUACUAUUAAUGAAUUUAUUGCUUGGAUGUAUCAAAGAAUUAAUAUUUAUUGGGAUGAUCUUGAAGUUAAUUGUAUUCAUGUUAAUGUACCACAACAACCAUCUAAUUGGGAAUGUGGUGAAUAUUUAUUAUAUUUUGUUAGAAUAUUUCUUCAAUACAAACCAAAGACUAUUAAAGAAUUUCGUUCUUUCUUAUUUACUGAAGACCCAACAAAAGAAAGAGAUUUAAUACAAAAUGCAGCAAUUGAAAUGGGAUUUCAUUAA